Molecule: messenger RNA, 4551 nt
Organism: Cuculus canorus (common cuckoo)
Lineage: Eukaryota; Metazoa; Chordata; Aves; Cuculiformes; Cuculidae
Gene: PTGER4
Product: prostaglandin E receptor 4
Exons: 3
Coding region: 230-1651 (473 amino acids)
Biological process (GO): positive regulation of cytosolic calcium ion concentration; negative regulation of inflammatory response; cellular response to prostaglandin E stimulus
Cellular component (GO): plasma membrane
Molecular function (GO): prostaglandin E receptor activity
Source: RefSeq, a predicted model, not a curated record
GCGGCGCGGGGCGGCAGACAGCGCCCGCUCCGAGCUCCGCGCGCCGAGGGAUGAGCCGCGGCCGCCGCGCGCCGGCACCGUCCUGCGCCGCGCUCGGGGGCACCUGCAGCCGCCGCCCCGGCGCCGCGCCCGCUCCGCGCCGACAGACGCGCUGAGGCGGCCCCGCACCGCGGCUCCGGAGGAGCCUGCCUUCCUCUUUCCAGACACCGUCACUCAUCUCCUCGGCAUCAUGUCCUUUGACCCCGUCAUGUCAUCUGCCAAUGGCUCCGCCAACGGGACGGCCAGCGGGACUGAGGGUGGGAAGCCUCCCACCAUCCCCACCAUCAUGUUCAUCUUCGGCGUGGUGGGCAACCUCACAGCCAUCGUGGUGCUCUGCAAGUCCAGGAAGGAGCAGAAGGAGACCACUUUCUACACGCUGGUCUGCGGGCUGGCUGUCACCGAUCUCCUGGGGACUUGUCUGGUGAGCCCGGUCACCAUCGCCACUUACCUGCAGAACCGCUGGCCAGGAGGGCCAGCGCUGUGUGAGUACAGCUCCUUCAUCCUCCUCUUUUUUGGACUCUCUGGCCUCAGCAUUAUCUGUGCCAUGUCUAUAGAGAGGUACCUGGCCAUCAACCAUGCCUAUUUCUACAACCAUUAUGUAGACAAGAAGCUGGCGGGGCUCACGCUCUUCGCCAUCUAUGCUUCCAACGUGCUGUUCUGCGCCCUCCCCAGCAUGGGUCUCGGCAAAUCUACCUUGCAGUACCCGCACACUUGGUGCUUCAUAGACUGGCGCACGAAGGAGGCCACCCAUGCAGCAUAUUCCUACAUGUAUGCCGGCUUCAGCUCCUUCCUGAUCAUGGUCACUGUGAUCUGCAACAUCCUGGUGUGCGUAGCCCUCAUUCGCAUGCACCGCCAGUUCAUGCGACGCACAUCCUUGGGGACAGACACCACUUCCAGCCGUUUAUCUGACUUUCGCAGACGCCGGAGCUUCCGUCGGAUGGCCGGAGCAGAGAUCCAGAUGGUCAUUCUGCUCAUUGCCACUUCCCUGGUGGUGGUCAUCUGCUCCAUUCCUCUGGUGGUCCGUGUCUUUGUGAACCAGCUGUACCAGCCAGAAUCGGUGAAGGAUGUAAGGCAAAACCCUGAUCUGCAAGCCAUCCGCAUUGCCUCAGUGAACCCCAUUCUGGACCCAUGGGUCUACAUCCUCCUCCGCAAAACUGUGCUCAGCAAAGCCAUCGAGAAGAUCAAAUGCCUCUUCUGCCGCAUUGGAGGGGCUCGGAGGCAGCAUUCAGGUGGGAAUUUCAACUGCGUGGAUGGCCGCAGGACCUCCUCUGCCAUGUCAAGUCAGUCACCCUCCUUCAUCUCCCGUGAGCUGAGGGAGAUCAGCAGCACCUCACAAACACUCCUCUAUCCUCCGGAGUUAAGCGAAAGCAGCAUCGGUGGUCGUGUGCUGCUUCCAGGCCCCGGUGCCAGCUUGGCUCAGUCUGACACCACAUCAGUAAGGACACUGCGUAGCUCGGAGACCUCAGACUCUUCUCAGGGCCAGGACUCUGAAAGCAUCUUACUGGUGAAUGAAAUCAGGUCUGGUGGCGGGGCCAGCUCUGCAUCCAAGGGCGGCCCUCUCCAGGUCACCUUCCCAACAGAGACAUUGAAUUUAUCAGAAAAGUGUAUAUAGAUAGCCACAAAAGGCAUCAACAUUGGGGAUACUUCCUGGUACAUUGGAAAAACUGGUGCAAUAGUUAGGUGUUUUGCCUGUUUGAGGGGAAAGGGGUUCAGCUGUGCUCCAAAGGGCUAUUUUCCUCUUGCCGUGUGAUGGGUACAUUUUUCUUAGACUACUGAGGACUGUGUGAAACAGACCCUGCACUUCGGCUCUGCCAUCGGAAACGGUGCAAGGCAGGUCUGUUGGGACUGGAAACAUGAACUGCCUUGUCUUGUUUGGGGACACACGAGACCUACUGGGCCUGUAGAAAUAGAAAAACCCAUCACUUUCUUUUUUUUUUUUCAUUCUUUCCCUUUCUAAAUCUGGUAGAACUGUGUUUCCUUUCCCCAUGGUUGCUCAGCUAUAAAGAGUUUAAACUUCUGGUACUAGAGCUGAAUGUGAGGCAGCUGCUAGGAACUGGACAGAGCUACUCGGAGAGCUGCCUGGGGCAGGAUUUUAAAGUGUCUCACAAAAGCAUGAAAAUGUGAAUUUUUACCAUUGUAUAUAUAUCAGGAUUGAAAAUAUUUAAAAGUAUUCUUCUCUGUGAGAAGGUUUUUUUACUAAUACAAGGUAUAUAGAAACAAUUGCCAGCCUUCUCUUCCCCCAGUAUUUCCUGCUGAUAAGACAUUCUUGGUUUAGUUUUGUUGUCCAUACUAGGUUCACAGCUGAUGAGGUGAAUCUCUAGCUAAGAAUACAUAAGCACUUUCUGAGUGAAAUGGGAAUAUUUGCGCUAUUGAGAGAAAAAGAAAACGCAUCCUUUCAGUUAAGAAUACUCACUUUCAGUAUAUGUACAUACUAAAAAGCCAGAUUUUAUUUAUAUGCUGAGGAUGUUUCUCUGUGUAACGCAUCUGUGCCUCUCUGAGUACUUUGGCCCACAUUCUGCACACACUUAGGCACACACUUAACAUCACCCAUCAAAGUAGUCCCUCUGCUGCCAGGGAGACUCCUUACAUGUAAAGUUAAGGACAUAUAGAAGUGCUUUCAAUAUCAGGGCCUAAAACUUCCAACCCUUGGUUAAUAGUCUUAAUAGUCACUUUAGUUAAAGCAUCACUGAUGUAAUAAAGGUAUUUUUUCAUAACAUUUAUCAUUUUACUUUAAAUAGUAAAUAGAAUUUUAUGACUGUGUAAUCUGAUACUCCAUCAAAUAAAUGUACAAAACCAUGGAAGCAGAAUCUUCAUUUUAAAAGUAUAGAUUAUAUAGAAGCAUAUCCUGGUCUUGCAGCCCUUGCAGAUCAUUUGUUCCUAGAGUUUUAACAGUAAACACAUCACCAAAACCAGCUGUUAACCACUGACAAAAAGGAAUUCUGUGUUUUAUGUUGUAAGGGUUAAGUCUUGUUCCAGAAACACUGUUUAUUAAAAUAAUUCUGUACAGAGGUUUGGAGGGUGUUUGUCAAAUACUAAGCAUGUUAUGCUGCUUGAAGUGUUUUCAUGUGAAAUGCUUUAUUGUAAUCUUGAGCCUUAUGUUGAUAUGUUUAAGCAGUUGUACUGACCAGAGUAAUUUUGGAGAUCACAAUUAAAUGGAAAUGUUCUGCUUGAUCUCAGAAGUUUAUAUGAGUCUGCCAGUCAGUGCCAACUCCUUUCCUUAACACACCUCCUCCCUUCUUGGAAUGCUUUGCGCUCACCUGCUGACAAAACAUACUUUGUAAGUUUCCAAAACACCACAGAAUGAUAGCUAUCAGCAAGAGGCAUCUGUCUUCAAAAAUGUCUCCAAGAGCACCGACAGAGAGUCAUGGAAAUUCCUCAUGGAAGCAAAUGAAAAAAAAAGAAAAAAACCUAUACUUAAGUUAAACCUCAGUCCUACUCCAUUAUUUUCCUUUAACCGGAGAGCAGUGUAGAAUGUGAAGUUAAAUCCCUACACAAAUAUUUGCAGCAGUAGCCACUUUUUGACCAGUUAAGCUGGAGAACAGUAUUAAAUUCCUACAGCAGCUAUAGAUAAAGAUCUGCCUGAAUUCUUUGCAAGUAAACCACUUAACUCUGUCUGCUGCUGACCAGUGACCGACAAAUAGAAAACACUCAUCGUACUUCCCAAGACAGGAAACAGUACCUGGCAGCGCAGGAAGGUGGGACUGCCCCAACACUGGAUCACACCUUCGCAGCUGGCCUGAAGCAGCACACCAGUGUUGUUGGUACUGUAUGCAAUAACAGAAUUAAAUAUCUACAGUGUAUAAUAAGUGUUUAGAUAAGUGAAGGCUUACUAUUUUAAGUGGGAGUUAUUUUGUUCUUUUAUUAAUAUUGUUAUUAUUACUUUUCAGCAUUACUGAUGAAAAAUACACUUGGUCUGGAGGAGCUUUAAACAAGAAUAGACCAUCUUAAGUAGCUGACCUUCUAGCUUCCCUUAGCAAACACAUACAAUAAGCCUGAGGUGUUCUUCCUGCCCACAGCACUGCUGGUGUGUCCGUAGUGGACUGGACUCACAGCACACAUCAACGCGAAGGCCUUCAGUAAUGAAGUUAAGGAGUCUCAAACAACCUACUGCUCCCAAGGAGCCCACUAUGAGGUCUCCUGAGCAAUACUGGAAUUACCUCUACUGCCUAGUUGCAAGCACAGAUGGGCAUUCGUAAGCAGCCUGGCUAAAAGGACUGGGUAAGCGUGCCUUGGUUUAGGGUGACAGACUUUCCAUCACCUGCCCAACAGUCCCACUCGGCUCUGUCACCCUCCUACAAACAUGUUACUGAAUUAUCUUCUUCAGCCUCCCCAAGCAUAACAACUCUCACAAAAUAAAGCUACAAGUCUACAGAGAUUAAUUUGCCAUGUGGAAGUUAGAAAAGAGGCUUCUUUUCCUGCUAGGUACUAUGAUCGGUUUUGCUACAUUCAAAAGGGCUUCCCUUCUCACACAUAACAGCUCCCUUCCACUUCCAGACCCAAGAGAUGCUUAUA